This is a messenger RNA of Parathielavia appendiculata, 2781 nucleotides long. Its product is annotated as Rgp1-domain-containing protein. The record is from RefSeq and is a predicted model, not a curated record. Gene Ontology annotation, cellular component: Ric1-Rgp1 guanyl-nucleotide exchange factor complex; Golgi membrane. Gene Ontology annotation, biological process: retrograde transport, endosome to Golgi. Lineage: Eukaryota; Fungi; Ascomycota; Sordariomycetes; Sordariales; Chaetomiaceae. Bases 1 to 2781 code for a protein of 926 amino acids. The transcript is spliced from 2 exons.
AUGUCGCCAGACUCCCACAACAGCAGCAACAUCCGCGUCUUUGUGCGCUGGCACGAGCAGGUUGUUUUCGCUGGUGAGGAGGUCAAGUGCACAAUCACCUUCAAGAAUGUCGCCCGCGCCCAGGGCAGUUCAUCCCCGCUCUCGACGCCGACGGCGGCCCUGAAACCAUCGUCCCAGUUCUCGCCAACCUCGUCCCGACAUCCGAGUGGUGAGCGCGGUCCGCGCCAGCCAUCACCAUUACACCCCGGAGCCCCCGGCCGUGGGAGGCCCAAUUCUGGUCUUGCGCCACCACUGAGUGCCCGCCAUCACCGUUCCAGCCACUCGCUGUCGGUUCCAUCGGCCGCUUCCCGCGCCAGGACCGGGUCGGUCUCCUGGACGCCACCCCCGGCUCCUCCUGCCCGAACUGAGCCCCAUGGCAACGGGAAUGGAAGCGCCAGUAGAAAUGGUCACGGGCACAAGAGAUCAGUGUCAAUCGUCUCGAUUGGCUCAUUGAGCACCGUCGACGAUGGCCAGACCAUAUUCUCGUCGCCCAAGCCACCAAGGCCGAGGGGCCAUGCACGGGCAUCGAGCCUGCAGAUACUACCCCGCGGAGGACCGCUCAGUGGGCCUCGGUCAGCUACACAUCCCAGAAUACCCGUUUCACAGUCAUCGCCGCUUUUCCAUGCGUCAUAUCCGCCAGAAAGGAGUAUCAACGGCCGCCUUCCGGGCACUGCAACCGCGCCCAAUACACCGAGCGUCGGUUUCCCCCGGCGAUCUCCUCUGUCGCCAAAUCCACUCGCCGAGUUCAAAUUCCCCAUGUCGCCUUCGCCAUCUUCACCGGGAGCGGCAGGAGGGCUAGCAGACGAGGACCCUAUGAGCCCGACUGCAAGCGGGUUACCAGUGCGGACCAAAGAUUCCGUACCCACAAUAAACGAGCAAUGGGUAGCGCCGUCCGCCAGGGUGCUUUCGACCAUGAGCAUAGCCGGCACACCAAGGAGUAGCGGCGAGUUCUACUCGCUCAGCAAUAACUCGUCCGAGACGCUGGCUUCCGAGUACGUGACGCAGCAGCCCUUGCGGACCAAGGUCCGGCCCCAACACAACCGAAGGACCUCAAACCUCCCGUCGAGCGCAGCCAGGCUGCCUGAAACCUUGAUGAUGGGCUACGCACAAAUUCAGGGCUCCUUCACCUUGGACGGCUCGCUCAUAAACCUCGGCCCGUUUGAAGCAGUCAAGCGUAAAGCGGUUGUUGGUGGCCAGGGAGGCGGUGUCGUCGGCUUGGAGACGACGAAGCGCGAUAGCGGGUUGCUGCGCGGGUUCGGAUGGGGCAACAUUACCAGCUCCAUCGGCGAGCUAUUAGGCGGCGGCGAGCUCAGCACCAUCAAGGAGAUGCGCGGCAUCGUGAACUCGAAGGCGAUACCCUUGCUGUCCACGCCGCAGUCGAUCCUGUUCGUCGAUCUGCAACUAGCCCCGGGCGAAAGCAAGGCGUUUGAGUACUCGUUCAAACUACCCAAAGGGCUACCACCGACGCAUCGUGGAAAGGCGAUGAAGAUAUCCUACAGCCUCGUUAUUGGCACGCAGCGGCCGGGCGGCGCCAAGGAGCAGCGCGUCAAGUCCGUUGACAUACCAUUCCGCGUGUUAGGGAGCGUCAACAGCCAUGGCGAGAUAUUAGGCCACGACCUCAUGUCCCCCUACAUUCUGCUGCGCGACCAAGCCCGUGUACAAACUUUCAGCGCCAGCGCCAACACCUCGCAAAAAAACUCGACAAAACAUCGCCCAUCACCAUCUUCCUCUACCCCUUCGACAAUGGCCUCCUUUCUCACCUACGUGGACGACCUCCUCUCCCGCCCACCACCAACCACCUCGUCCCACCCAGGCGCUCUCCUCAGCCCCAGCACGGCGCCUCCCACCCUUCACUCGCCAUCCUCCUCCCGCCGACCCUCGGUAAACUCGAUAUCAGACUAUUACCACCACUACGCUCCACCCCCAACGGCAAAAGAAGCCAUUGACCUCGCCAUCCUCCGCUCCAAUCUCGGCGGCAGCAGCGGCAGCGGCAGCAACAACCAAUCCUCCAAUCGCUUCGAGAUAGCCCGCAACGGCCGCCGCGUGGCCGUCGUCAUGCUCCCGCGCCCGGCUUACCGGCUCGGCGAAUCGAUCACGUGCGUGGUAGAUUUUGAGCGCUCUGAGAUCCCCUGCUACGCGGUGCACGCCGCGCUCGAGACGAGCGAGAAAGUGGAUGCGAGCCUGGCGUUGCGGUCUGAGGCGAGUGUCCAGAGGGUGACGAGGAAGGUUUGGGGUACGGGCAGCGAGACGGUGCUGUUUGCAAGGAGGUGGGUGUUUGGGUGUGGGAUUCCGCUCGGGGCGACGCCUGAGUUUGUCACGAGUGGGGUUGGGUUGGAGUGGAAGGUUAGGUUGGAGUUUGUUGUUCCUGUUCAGCAGCAGCAGCAGCAGCAGCAGCAGCAGGGGCAGGCGCAGCACGUAGGGGAAGAAGGUGGGGAGGCGGAUGAGGAGGGAAGGGAGGAUGGUGAGGAGGGAAGGGAGGAUGGUGAGGCUGAGGGUGAGGGGAUGCUAGUUGGGGUGAGGGAGAGAACUUUGAAGGUGUUGGCGCAGCAGCAGGUGCAGACGCAUCCGCUGUUGGAGGAGAUAUCGAAGGAUGAUCGCGGUGGGCUGGUGCUGGUGGGCGUGGAGAACUUGAUGUGUGAGAGCUUUGAGGUGGCUGUGCCGUUGAGGGUGUACGGCGCCGCGUGUAAUGGGCUGGAGAGGCUGGAGCGGGAUCAGGCCAUGGAGGAGGGUCUGCCUGUGUGA